UGGCUUACAUAAGCUCCGAAAAAUUUUUCUUUUUUUUUAAAUAUGCUGUAGCAUAUUCUAAUGCGGUUUUAAUGACGGGUACUACUCCCUCCAUCUUUCCACGCUUCUUUAUUCUUAAAAAAAAUCGAAUAUUUAUUUAA
Molecule: messenger RNA, 140 nt
Organism: Vairimorpha ceranae
Lineage: Eukaryota; Fungi; Microsporidia; Nosematidae
Exons: 1
Source: RefSeq, a predicted model, not a curated record